AUUUAUAAGCCUUUCUCAUGAGGCGGCAAAACCACCGGAUACAUCUUCAGCGGACUGCAUAGCUCCCCAUCCAUGGCUGACAUUUUUCUCUACUUUAUAGCAUUGGUAAUCCUCUACAGUUUCGCAAAACACUUCCUACUCAGAAUCCAAAACCUCCCACCUAGCCCCUUUCCAUGCCUCCCCGUCAUCGGUCAUCUCUACCUCCUCAAGAAGCCCCUGUUUCGAACCCUAGCCAAAAUCGCCGACCGACAUGGUUCCAUCGUCUUCCUCCAAUUUGGGUGUCGCCCUGUGGUUGUUGUCUCAUCCCCAUCAGCAGCCGAGGAAUGCUUAAGCAAAAAUGACAUCAUCUUCGCCAGCCGCCCUCGCUUGAUGGUAGGGAAACACAUAGGCAACAACCACAGAAGCCUCUCUUGGUCUCCCUAUGGUGACCACUGGCGAAACCUUAGACGGAUUGCUUCCAUCGAGAUUCUAUCAACAUCACGCCUUCAAAUGCUAUCGAACAUACGCGUAGACGAGGUUAGGUCAUUGAUGCGUAAGCUCGUAGAUUUUCAAGAUAAGCCCGUGGAAUUAUGGACUGUGAUCUUCGAAUUGACCCUCAAUGUGAUGACAAGGAUGAUAGCUGGAAAGCGGUUCUACGGAGCAAAUGUGGCAGAUGUGGAGGAAGCAAGGAGAUUUCAAGCCUCUCUACUUGAACUGCAGAAGUUGAAUGCUGCAACGAAUUACGGGGAUUUCUUGCCCUGGCUUAAAUCCAAAAAGCUGGAACAGAGGAUGAUCGAGUGUCAGAGAACAAGGGAAGGGCUCUUCUUGGCAUUGAUAGAACAGAGUAGAAGAAAAAUGAAGAGUGAUAACACUACAGGGAGGAAGAAUACGAUGAUUGAGGUGUUGUUGUCAUUGCAAGAAUCGGAACCUGAGUAUUAUACUGACAAGAUGAUUGCAAAUCUCGUGCUUGUUCUUUUGACUGCAGGAACAGAAACUACAAGCAAUACUCUGGAAUGGGCACUUUCACUUCUGCUAAACCAUCCGGAAGUAAUGGAAAAGGCUCGAAAGGAAAUUGAAAACGUUGUGGGUCUUGAGCGGUUAAUUGAGGAGUCCGAUCUUCCUAAACUAUCUUACCUACGGGGCAUAAUAAGCGAAACAAUGCGGAUGUACCCCCCGGUUCCUCUACUACUUCCACAUGAAUCAACGGAGGAUUGUACGGUAGGGGGUUAUCGGAUUCCGGCGGAAACGUUACUCUUCAUCAACGUUUGGGCUAUACAGAACGAUCCCAAGGUUUGGGAGGACCCGAGAAAGUUCAAGCCUGAGAGGUUUGAAGGAGUAGAGGGAACAGGGAGAGAUGGGUUCAAGUUGAUGCCAUUCGGGUCAGGCAGACGGGCAUGUCCUGGAGACGGAUUGGCGUUGAGAAUGGUAGGAUUCACGCUGGGGUCUCUGAUUCAAUGCUUUGAGUGGGAGAAGAUUGAGGAGGAGACAGUGGACAUAACAGAAGGAAUAGGGUUAACUAUGCCUAAGGCUGUACCGUUGCAAGCUAAAUGCCGCCCAUGGCCAGCCAUGAUUAAGCUCCUUUCCCAGCUUUGAAUGCAUUUGAUGCUUGUUGUUUUUGUGAAUUCAUUUCUAUGCAAUUGCUUCCACUUUACUUAUUAUCGCUGGUUGUUUAUAUAUAUAUAUAUAUAUAUAUAAAAGUUAUAUAAUUAGAAACA
Molecule: messenger RNA, 1694 nt
Organism: Rubroshorea leprosula
Lineage: Eukaryota; Viridiplantae; Streptophyta; Magnoliopsida; Malvales; Dipterocarpaceae
Source: the annotation of a GenBank genome assembly